Messenger RNA from Castor canadensis (American beaver), 607 nucleotides. Lineage: Eukaryota; Metazoa; Chordata; Mammalia; Rodentia; Castoridae. The record is from RefSeq and is a predicted model, not a curated record.
GAGUUGCAUGAUGACAUACAUCAAAAUAUUGCUCGAGAGAUGAACCUCUCUGAAACUGCUUUUAUCAGAAAGCUGCAUCCGACAGACACCUUCUCACACAGUUCCUGCUUUGGACUCAGGUGGUUUACACCAACAAGUGAGGUCCCACUGUGUGGCCACGCCACCCUGGCUUCUGCAGCUGUGCUGUUUCACAAAAUAAAAAACCCACAUAGCACUCUCACCUUUGUCACUCUGAGUGGGGAGCUAAAGGCCAGAAGAGCAGGGGAUGGCAUUGUCCUGGAUGUCCCUCUCUACCCAACCCAUGCUCAGGACUUCGGUGAAGUAAAGAACUUGAUAAAGAUGGCCAUAGGUGACACCCAGGUCCAGGACAUCCACUACUCUCCAGAGACGAAAAAUCUCCUCGUCAGGCUUAGUGACUCUUAUGACAGGUCAUUUCUAGAGACCCUGAAGGUGAACACAGAGAAUCUGACUCAAGUGGAAAACACAGGGAAGGUGAAAGGACUCCUUCUCACCCUUAAAGGAGAGCCUGGUGGGCAGACUGGCGCCUUUGACUUCUACUCCAGAUAUUUUACUCCAUGGUUUGGUGUGGCUGAAGACCCUGUAACAG